ACGAAUCUUCCCCUGGCCUGCCCAUGGACGAGCUACGCCGCCGCUAUCACCAAGACGGCUACCUCUUCCUCAAGGGCCUGCUGCCGCGACAAGACGUCCUCGCCGCCCGCCAAGCCUACUUUGAGAUGCUCGCUCCCAGCGGCGUGCUGAAGCCCAACACAGCGCCCGUCGAUGGCAUCUUCGACGCCGCCAGAGACGCCGCCGACUUCCCUGGCAUUGGCGCGGGAGCGUCGCCCAACAACGGGAAGCCCGGCGGCACCACGGCCUCGACGUUUGUCGACCUCGUCCUGCAAGCCCACUAUGCAGACUGGUACAAAGAGACGUUUUGCAAGCACCCGCUGCUCAAGGACUUUGUCGCCCGCAUCACGGGCUGGGCCGACAACACCGUCGCCGUGCGCAGGAGCCUCUUGCGCAACAACACGCCCGGCAACAAGGCCAUUGGCGUGCACUACGACCAGAUCUUCCUACGCCACGGCGAGCCCACUUCUGUCACUGCUUGGGUCCCCAUGGGCGACAUCAGUCUAACUGGCGGCGGCCUCAUCUACCUGGAAAACGGCCACACACUCGGCCGCGAGGUCGAACAAGACUUCACUCGCAAAGCCGCCGAAAGCGGGCUGAGCGACGAGGAAACACGCAACGCCUUCAACCAGAACAUGCUAUCCACAGGGCUGCUGGCCGACGGCCCAAGAGAGUACGCCCAAACCUUUGGCCGCAGAUGGCUGGUAACCAGCUACGAAGCCGGCGACGUGGUGCUGCACAAUCCCUUUGCAAUCCACGCAUCGACUAUCAAUUACGAUCCUAACAACGUCAUUCGCGUGGGCACUGACUUGCGCUUUGUCGAUGGAAGUAAGCCGUGGGAUAAGCGGUGGGAUAAGCUGUAUGAAUUCAACGACGGAGUGUGAAGCUGUGUUGUAGAGACUGGUGGGCGGGUGGGUAGAGGGAGGAGUGGAGAGAGAGAGA
Molecule: messenger RNA, 960 nt
Organism: Exserohilum turcica Et28A
Lineage: Eukaryota; Fungi; Ascomycota; Dothideomycetes; Pleosporales; Pleosporaceae
Exons: 4
Coding region: 24-902 (292 amino acids)
Source: RefSeq, a predicted model, not a curated record